This is a messenger RNA of Bipolaris oryzae ATCC 44560, 1290 nucleotides long. RefSeq lists its product as uncharacterized. The record is from RefSeq and is a predicted model, not a curated record. Lineage: Eukaryota; Fungi; Ascomycota; Dothideomycetes; Pleosporales; Pleosporaceae. The transcript is spliced from 2 exons. The annotation marks the transcript as partial.
CCUCCCGCCGUCAAGCUGGCCCAACAAGUCCACCUCUGUCCCUGCGACGGCUUCGACGAGCAGAGCAGGAACAACGCCCGCCGUGUCUACAAGCACUUCUGGAAAAGCGUCAUGGUCACCCGGAAGCCCGCCGCACAAGCCCUCUCCAUAAAGACGUCGUCGACCGCCUCGAGCUCCCCCGCCCGCUCUCCCGUCGACUUUGACGGCCACCACUCCAACAUGGCCAUGGCCGAUUACCACCAUGCGCAGCCCGCGCCCUUGACCGUCUCCAUACCCAAGAACAUUCCCAGCCCACAAUGCCGCAAACCAAACCUCGCAGAGAUACUCAACAAUACCGCCCCUCCUCCAUACACCCUCACUUCCUUCAUGGCCUUUCUCUCGCAAAACCACUGCCUCGAGAACCUCGAAUUCACAAUGGACGCCUCCCGCUAUCGCAAGCACUACUCCAAGAUGGUCAGCCGCCAUCCUGGCAGCCCAAUCUCACCGCUGUCGGACGAGUGCGCCUACGUCCUCAUGCUCUGGCGUCGCUUGAUCGAUGCCUACAUUCGCGAGUCAGGCCCGCGCGAAGUCAAUCUUCCAGCCGAAGUCCGCGAUAACCUGCUCAGCCUCUCCGACUCCUACGUCCCUCCCCACCCAUCGUCAUUGGACAGUGCUGUGGCCAAGAUCAACGAGCUCAUGGAAGAGAGUGUAUUAGUCUCGUUCCUGAACUCGGUCAGCCCACAGAGUGCACAUCCCACCAUCGGCCACGACAGCUAUGCCGGAAGUAACAUUUCGCGCUCGUCGACCCGCAGCUAUGAGGAACGAAGCAUGCUCUCUCGUGCUUCACACCCGCCAGUCCCUGCCCACCAACGCGCAUCUGCGCCUUCUUCGCUCACUUCUGGCUUCAUGCAAUCCCGCCCAUUCUCUCACGCCCGUUUCCACUCUCAGCCAACGUCGUCCGGCCCGCCACCGGCAACCCGCGUCACCUCGGGCUACACAAGCGGCAGUGAUGCAUUGACCGAUGACUCGGGCAGUGCAAGCAGCCCAUCUGGCAUGAGCGAUCCCCUCACCCCACCCGGUACUCCGCCUGUGAGCGAAUACCCCAUGACUGACUUCCACCAUGCCUACUAUGACAACGCUCCGGGCAGCGGCACCCCCAGCCCCCGCAACAGCCGCGGAGAGCACAAUGGGCUCGCUAGCGCUACUAGAGAUAGUUGGAAGCGAGUCAGUAGCAAGCUAUGGCCCCGCAAGAAGAGCGGUAGCCAGCUCCGCGACGACGAGCCAGGCGUCAUUGAGGGAGGCCUCUUCUGA